AUGGCUGCAGUGGGCGCAUGGCUGGUUUCCAGUCUCCUCGUUCUGGCCGCCGCUGAAGACCUCUCAGGCAUCAGCGGCCUUUUUGAGCGUGGCCCAGACAACCUGGCACUCAGCCGCCUGGAAUCAGACCCAUCACAAGCUGACAGCAGUGAGACGCUGGACAGCUCAGAAAGGAACAGAAAGACAUGCAGAGGAUGCGAUUGCUACAAGCGUUGGAUGGGCCAGGACUUUCCUGGCCUGAACUUCUGCACCAACCACAACACCGCUUGGGAGUCAGCUGCAGGAAAGGCACCAGACAUGAAAUGCAUGGUCGCCGACUCGAAAUGCGAAGGUAGUGCUGAGGGUUCAUGUGCACCAAACUGCCCGCGAUACACCACCAAUGGAUGCACUUGCGUCAAGGACUGGUCUAUGGAGGGACAUGGGGAAUGCCAUGAUUCCUGCUGCAAUCCGACCAACACAGACGCAGAGUGGUGCAUGGUGGCGGAUUCGAGCUGUCAAGGCAUGCAGUGGGGACCAUGCGCACCUGGUCCAGUGCAGCAUCCCAAAGAGCGGGUUACAAAAAAGGGGUGCAAGUGCGCCAACGGCUGGACGGUUGAGGCAGAUGGCGCAGUGCAGCAUUGUCAUACUUUCUGCUGCACGCCGUCUGGCCUUGGAGUCGACGGCGAAGUCUGCGUUGUGGAGGAUGAGGACUGCGAGGGAUUGAACAUCGGACGAUGCCGGCCUUGA
This is a messenger RNA of Symbiodinium necroappetens, 726 nucleotides long. NCBI's taxonomy places the organism in Eukaryota, Dinophyceae, Suessiales, Symbiodiniaceae. The record is from the annotation of a GenBank genome assembly.